Messenger RNA from Acinonyx jubatus (cheetah), 2567 nucleotides. RefSeq names its product acyl-CoA oxidase 2 (gene ACOX2). Gene Ontology annotation, molecular function: fatty acid binding; FAD binding. Gene Ontology annotation, cellular component: peroxisome. Gene Ontology annotation, biological process: lipid homeostasis; very long-chain fatty acid metabolic process; fatty acid beta-oxidation using acyl-CoA oxidase. The coding region runs from base 78 to 2123 and encodes 681 amino acids. The transcript is spliced from 14 exons. The record is from RefSeq and is a predicted model, not a curated record. NCBI's taxonomy places the organism in Eukaryota, Metazoa, Chordata, Mammalia, Carnivora, Felidae.
CGCCUGCACAACCGCCAAGGCUCAGAGCAGCAAGGCCAGAAGUAUCUCUCCUCAGCACCAAGCAGAUCCCAGCUGGGAUGGGCAGCCCAGUGCACCGAGUGUCCCUGGGGGAUACCUGGAGCAGGCAAGUGCACCCCGACAUAGAGUGUGAGAGGAACCUACAGUCUUUCAACGUGGAACGGCUCACCAACAUCCUUGAUGGCGGAGCCGAGAACACCGCACUCCGGAGGAAAGUUGAGAGCAUCAUCCACAGUGAUCCAAAAUGCAGCCUGAAGGAUAAUUAUUUCAUGACCCAGAAUGAAUGUUAUGAGGCCGCCGUCCAGAGGAAAUUCCACAUCCAGACAAUAGCAAAGUGCCUGGGCUGGUCGGAAAACAGUCCUGAAUUAUUUUAUGCUUAUAGAGCCGUUUCUGGAGAAGUGGCCUUAAAUAUACACAGCCUUUUCCUGAAAGCCCUCAGGAGCCUGGGCUCAGAGGAGCAGAUUGCCAAAUGGGCCCCACUCUGCAAUAAUUUCCAGAUCAUCACAACAUACGCCCAGACAGAACUGGGACACGGGACAUAUCUUCAGGGCCUGGAGACUGAAGCCACCUAUGAUGCAGCCACCCAGGAGUUUGUGGUACACAGCCCCACGAUGACUGCCACCAAAUGGUGGCCUGGGGACCUGGGACAGUCAGCCACCCAUGCCUUGGUCCAGGCCCAGCUGAUCUGCUCAGGAGCCCGGCAGGGAAUGCACGCCUUUAUUGUGCCCAUCCGGAGCCUCGAGGACCACACCCCACUGCCAGGAAUCACUGUUGGAGACAUCGGGCCCAAGAUGGGCUUUGACUAUACAGACCAUGGCUUCUUGCGACUGGACCAUGUGCGGAUCCCCAGAGACAACAUGCUGAGUCGCUUUGCACAGGUCUUGCCAGAUGGCACCUACCUCAAGCCCGGAAAAUUGCAGAUCAACUACCUUUCCAUGGUGAUAACACGGGUGAAUCUGCUCUGGGGCGAGGUAACACCCAUUCUGCAGAAGGCCUGUGUCAUCGCCAUUCGCUACUCGGUCAUCCGCCGGCAGUCCUGCCUCCGGCCCAGUGACCCAGAGGCAAAAGUCCUGGACCACCAGACACAGCAGCAGAAACUCUUUCCUCAGCUGGCCACAGCCUAUGCAUUCCAUUUCCUGACAAGCAACCUCUUGGAAUUCUUCCACAGCUCCUAUGAUGCCAUUCUGAACAGAGACUUCAGCCUCCUGCCUGAGCUUCACGCACUGAGCUCAGGACUCAAGGCCAUGGCGUCAGACUUGUGCAGCUGGGGGACUGAGCUGUGCCACAAAGCCUGCGGCGGCCAUGGCUACUCGAAGCUGAGUGGCCUGCCCUCACUGGUCGCCAGAGUGACAGCCGCCUGCACCUACGAGGGUGACAACACUGUGCUCUACCUGCAGAUGGCCAGGUUUCUGGAGAAAAACUACCUGCAAGCUCAGGCAUCCCAAGACUCCACAUCGCAGAGAUCUCUCCCUCAGUCUGUUGCGUACCUGACUGCACCUGACCUGGCCAGGUGCCCAGCUCAGAAAGCAGCUGACUUCCUCCACCCACAACUCUACACCACAGCCUGGGCACACGUGGCAGCCAGGCUCAUAAAGGACUCAGUGCAUCACUUGCAGACUCUGAUGCAGUCCGGGGCUGACAGGUAUGAGGCAUGGAACCAGACCACUGUCAUGCACGUCCAGGCUGCUAAGGCACACUGCCAUUAUAUCAGUGUAAAGAAUUUUACAGAAACUCUGGACAAACUAGAAAAUGAACCAGCAAUUCAGCAGGUGCUCAAACGCCUCUGUGACCUCUAUGCUUUACAUGGCAUCCUGACAAACUCGGGUGAGUUUCUUCAUGAUGGCUUCCUAUCUGGGGCCCAAGUGGAUGCGGUGAGAACAGCCUACCUGGAUCUGCUCCCCCUCAUCCGGAAGGAUGCCAUCUUGUUAACUGAUGCUUUUGACUUCACGGAUCAGAGCUUAAACUCAGCACUUGGCUGUUACGAUGGCAAUGUCUAUGAACGUCUAUUCGAAUGGGCUCAGAGGUCACCGACCAAUACUCAGGGGAACCCUGCCUAUGAGAAAUAUUUAAGACCACUAUUACAAAGUUCGAGAGCCAAGCUGUGAAAUAAUCAGCAGCAUUCAAGAGGCACCACCAUGUGAUAAUGGCACUAUUUAAUGGCAUAUAUAGCAUUAAUGGCAUAUAUAGCAUUAAAUUUUAAAGUAUACUUCAUAUACACUUUAUACAUUUUCAAGUAUGUAUACAUUUAUAUCUUUUUGGUUUUUUCAAGUAAGCUCUACGCCCAACACAGGGCUUGAAAUCACGACCCCAAGAUCAAGAGUCUGCCGUUUCAGCCAGCUAGGCGCCCAAUAAAGUGUGUAUUUUUUUAAAGAGAAUCAUUAUCUUUUAGAGACAUAGUCUGAAAUGAAUGAAACAUCUGUGAUUUACUUUAAGAUAAUCCAUGGGAGGAAAAAAAAGAGCAAAUAGUUGAAGAUGAUCAAUGGGUACAUGAAUGUUUGCACUAUUCUCUUUACUUCUGAAUAUGUUUGAAAUAAAAAAUAGUAGCGCUA